Messenger RNA from Hibiscus syriacus, 633 nucleotides. Its product is annotated as 40S ribosomal protein S26-3-like. The transcript has 5 exons. Gene Ontology annotation, cellular component: cytosolic small ribosomal subunit; ribosome. Bases 135 to 521 code for a protein of 128 amino acids. Gene Ontology annotation, biological process: translation. The record is from RefSeq and is a predicted model, not a curated record. NCBI's taxonomy places the organism in Eukaryota, Viridiplantae, Streptophyta, Magnoliopsida, Malvales, Malvaceae. Gene Ontology annotation, molecular function: mRNA binding; structural constituent of ribosome.
GCUUCACGAGACAAACUCGCCGUAGUAUAAAAGCAACAUUUUCCCAAAAAAUUUGCCCUUCGCUUCACAUCUCAAAUCCCUAGUGCUUAGCUAGCAGAAGCAGCGAGCGUCGAAAAGAACUGCAACCUCGAAUCAUGACAUUCAAGCGUAGGAAUGGGGGCCGCAACAAACAUGGCCGUGGCCAUGUCAAGUUCAUCCGCUGCUCUAACUGUGGAAAAUGUUGCCCUAAGGAUAAGUCAAUCAAGAGGUUUCUUGUGAGGAACAUUGUGGAGCAAGCUGCUGUCAGGGAUGUCCAGGAAGCCUGCGUCUAUGACUCGUACACUUUGCCCAAGCUGUAUGUGAAGAUGCAGUACUGUGUUUCAUGUGCGAUCCAUUCCCACGUUGUGAGGGUCCGAUCCCGCACUAACAGGAGGAACCGUGACCCACCUCAGCGCUUCAUUAGACGCAGGGAUGACAUGCCAAAGCCUGGCCAGCCUGGUCAGGCUCCUCGUCCUGGAGUUGCUGUUCCUGCUCGUCCAUAAGGCUUUUCAAGUUUAAGAUUAUUUAGUAUUUUGCUUUAAGAUAUGGUAUGCUUGAACUUGGAUUUUAUAGGAUGUUUCUUUUUCUUAUUGGUUGAAAUUCAAUUGAGUUCAA